Messenger RNA from Schizophyllum commune H4-8, 2242 nucleotides. RefSeq names its product TPR-like protein. Gene Ontology annotation, biological process: protein import into peroxisome matrix, docking. Lineage: Eukaryota; Fungi; Basidiomycota; Agaricomycetes; Agaricales; Schizophyllaceae. The transcript is spliced from 6 exons. Gene Ontology annotation, molecular function: protein binding. The record is from RefSeq and is a predicted model, not a curated record. Bases 127 to 2037 code for a protein of 636 amino acids. Gene Ontology annotation, cellular component: cytosol; peroxisomal membrane.
UCUGCCUCUACCGCCUCCUCAUCAACACAGGCCUUCCGACCCCCUUCAGCAGUCCAAGACCAGGAUGCGGCCCGGUUCUUCGCGCAGAAGAGCCCCGCCCCCCUCGCCGUCGAUACGACCUUCAACAUGGCGCCGUUAGCAGAGUCACUACCGCAACAUCACCUCGCACACACCCCUCAGAAGCAAAACCAUACUCCUCAGAUGCAGGGCCCCUCGUCCGCGGCUUGGGCGUCCGAGUUCAUGCUCGAUCAGCCCAUGGUGUCCUCCCCCGUCCAGGUCGCAUCGCCGCAAGCACCAAUGUCUGCUCAGCAUCAGACUCCUUUACACACUGCCUCGGGCGUGCCUCCUACGCAGCGCGCCGCGACGUGGGGCCCUGCUCCGUAUCAGGCUUUUGGCGUGAAUGGGCCCCUCAUGCAAGCUCAGGCUCCAGCGCCUAUGCAGCCAGCGCAUUCUGUCGACCACUCUUCGAAGUGGGAGACUGCAUUUGCGGCACAAGAAACGCUCAUGACACCUGCCCAACAAGCCUCCCAACAGGCGACGACAAACCAGGCGCAAAGAAUUGUAGGCGACGAUGACCUCUCGCGGAUGGCAGGCAUGGUUCUGGACUCUGUGCAACACGAAGGGAACGAGAAGUUCAAGAAGAGCCAGUUCAUGUCGCUGAUGCGCCAGCUCCGCGACCACGAAGUCGUCGUCGAGGGGGACGACAUGAUUCCCGCCGAGCAAGCGACUCAGCAACCAGCCGUCGAUGUAAAGGGCAAGGGUCGUGCCGUGCCAGUCGGCGGUCUUCCAGCCGCUGGAUCACAUUUCCAUACCCACAGCCCGCAAAUCCAGGCAACUGGCUUCCGCCAACUUGCACAAGAAAACUUACGGCAGAUACACGAUGCCACUGUUGCUGAAGCGGAGGGGGUGGACGCACAGAUAGACGACAACGACGCUUACUUUGCGCGUGAGAACGCGGACUACAUCAAGUAUUGGAAGGACCAGGGAGAGGCGGCGGAGGCGGCGCGAAAUCAGCGCGCGCAGGAAACGAACUCGCAAUGGGCUGCGCUCCAGGAUAGUUGGGACCAAUUUGAGGCGACUGCGACUGGUAUCAAGCCCGUCCCGCAGUACCAGUUCCAGCCCAAUAACCCGUAUUUGCUGGGCGAAUCGUCUCGGCAUCAUAGGAUGCAUGCUCAAACUGCCUACGAGAGUAUCCUCGAGCUUGAAGCUGCCGUCCAGCGCGACCCCACGAACGCAGCGGCGUGGUACGAACUUGGCGUAAAGCAGCAGGAGAGCGAACGCGAGCAAAAGGCUCUGCACGCCCUCCAACGCUCCGUCGCGCUCGACCCCACCUACAUGCCCGCCUGGCUUGCUCUCGCCGUCUCCUUCACGAACGAUAACCACCGAGCCGGCACCUACAACGCCAUCCGCGAGUGGCUCAAUCGGAACGAGAAGCUCGCGCCGCUGGUUGCUCAAUAUCGCGUCAGCCACCCAGAGGUGUCGGAGGAGAUGUCGACGGCGAGGCAGUACACCGACCUCGUCGAGUGCUUGAUGCAUGUCAUACGGAGUGACGCGUCUGGCGAGAUCGACGCGGAUGUGCAGAUUGCGCUGGCGGUCAUGCUGAACACGAACGAGGAGUAUGUGAAGGCGUGCGACUGCUUCCGCACGGCGCUCGCUGUGCGUCCCGAGGAUUGGCUGCUGUACAAUCGCGUCGGUGCCACGCUGGCGAACAGCAAUCGCCCUCAAGAGGCCUUGAAUUACUACUAUAGGGCCUUGGAGUUGAACCCGCUGUACAUUCGCGCGAGGUACAACCUUGGUAUCUCCUGCAUCAACCUCUUUAGGUACAAAGAGGCAGCCGGCCACAUUCUCGACGCGCUCUUGCUUCAGGAUAGUGAGGGCGUCACCGACCCCGCUGGUUCUGGGGAGGGACGCGGUGUAACGUCCGGCGCGCUUUGGGGGAGCUUGAAAACCGCUUGCUUGCAUAUGCAACGGCUGGAUCUGGCUACCCUCUGCGACCGGCAGGAUCUCGAAGGCUUCCGCUCGCACUUCGACGCGUAGAUGACCCUCUGGAAACUCUUUGACUCCCUUAUAUAUAGAACAUAUAUUGCAUUGACAUUGCCCACUGCUCGCGUUUAGCGCCAGCGUAUAUGGCGUAGAAUAUGAUCGUCAAGGAUGGCUGGCAUUUGGGCAAGUGGCACUUGUAAUUCAAACCUACAAGCCGAGCCGCCUAGCGCGCUCCUUCUGCUUGUCUGCUGCGGUGGGA